CCGAAGUGCCGGAUCUGAGAUCUGGGAACACUACUCUCAAACCGAGGACAUCUGGAGGAUGGCAUUGGCUCUUUGGUCAAAACACGUUCCUCUGAGAGUAUACGGAAUCCGGAAUCCAUAUAGGCCGGUUUGCCGCGGCUUUCAAGCUCAAGCUCAAGGCCCGGCGCCAUGCCAGCAGGCCGGCGAUGAGUUUACCGUUUUCAACCCUGCAAAUGGGCAAGUCUUGAAGACUAUAAGCAUACCAUCGCGCGACGAGAUCAAUGCCACCCUUUCGCGGGCCCACGAUGUGUUUUUGUCAGGCGAAUGGUCCAAUGCACCCGCAAUCACUCGAUCCCGGGUAUUGUCGCGACUAGCACAAUUGCUCAAUGAGAAGCUUCCCUCGUUGGCCGAAAUCGAGACCAUGCAGACCGGAAGACCCAUCCGAGAGAUGAGAACUCAGCUUGCUCGUCUGCCAGAAUGGCUCGAGUACUUCGCUGCUAUGCUUCGAACUCGCCAGGGUUUUGUGGCGCCUACACAGGGAAAACUCCUCAAUUAUGUCCAGAGGAUACCCCUUGGAGUAGUAUUGCAAGUGACUCCGUUCAAUCAUCCACUUUUGAUUGCACUGAAGAAAAUCGCUCCUGCACUUGCUGCUGGAAACAGCGUCAUAGUGAAACCCUCCGAACUUGCACCACUUACAGUUCUUGAGUUUGCGGAGCUUGCUCGAGAAGCCGGAGUCCCUGGUGAUGUCCUAUCCGUUAUCCCAGGUCCAGGUCCAACCAUUGUGGACGCAAUUGUCUCUAAUCCGAUCGUGCGGAAAGUGGACAUUACAGCAGGGACAUGCACAGGCCGUGCUAUUGGUGCCAAGGUUGGCGCCAAUCUAGCCUCGUUCACCGCAGAGCUUGGAGGCAAGGCUCCCAUUCUUGUAUUCAACGACGCCGAUAUCACAUCAGCAGUCAAUGGGGCUGCAUUUUCUGCAUUCGUAGCCUCAGGACAAACAUGCGUCUCUGGAACUCGCAUCAUCGUGCAAUCCGGCGUCUACGACGAAUUCAUGUCCAGGUUCCUCCAGAAAGUGGAGAGUAUUGGCCGUCGAAUGGGCAACCCUUCCAACCCUCAUUGCUCCAUGGGCUCCGUGAUUUCCCCUCAUCAUCUAAAGCGAAUUGAGGACAUGUUAGCACGCAAGGGGAACAGUAAGGUGCUACUUGGCGGUCACCGCCUCACAGGCACAUCAACGCUCGACGGCUUUGACUUCUCCAAAGGAAGCUUCUUGGCGCCCACAGUCAUCAAUGAUGUUGAUGUGAACCAUGAGCUGUGGCAAGAAGAGAUAUUUGGCCCAGUGGUGGUUGUGAAGGAUUUCCAGGACGAACAGGAAGGCGUGGCUUUGGCCAACUCGUCGCAAUAUGGGCUUGGCGCCGGGAUCUGGACAAAGGAUCUGUCACGAGCCCAUCGUGUCGCUGAGAACGUCAACGCAGGGGUAGUGUGGGUCAAUACACAUCAUCGCAACGAUCCUAGUUCACCUUGGGGAGGAAUUAAGCAGGGAAGCGGCAUUGGACGAGAAAAUGGGCUCGAGGCAUUUGAGGCUUACACCCAAAGCAAAUCCGUCGUCAUCAAUACUGCUCCCCCAGAAGAAUCCCGCAAGACUGACGAUUGGUUCUCCGAAGGCGGCGAAGGAAAGCGGUACGGGUGAAGGGCGAAAUAGCUCACUUGUUUUCAAGAAACAAUAGUGGAUAUCUAAUUCAAACGGAUGAUCUAUGGUACAUACAUUCAUUAGCAGGAUAAGAACGCUCAGGCAUGUUCGGAUAAGUGUCAGUGGUCUCAAGCCGUAGUCUUGAUCGCCUCUUUGUGCGAAGACUCGCCCUCUUCUACUGGUGCUUCGUCUACAAAGUCUGGAGCCUUGUUGAGAUCGGCAAGAUAAGAUGGCCCUUCCUCCUCUUCCUCCAGUUGCAGAGCAUCGAGUUCUGCCUCAAGAUCCGCCUCGUCGACUUCAUCGGGAACUUCAUAUGAACGGCCAAGUGACUCUUGAAUCUCGUUCGCCUGUUCCAAAAGGUCUUGCAUUUCGUCAUGCAUAUUCUCAAUCUUGUCAAUGUCGAUCUUGCCGUACUGCUUCUUAAUCUCCUUGUUGGCCACCUUCAUGGCCUCCACGGUGGCCAUCGUAUUCCUGAGGUUCUCCGUCGUCAGCGCAGCAGACUCCAUGUUGAACGUCUGCUGCGCCAGCUGGUUGAGCUGCCCCUCGUACAUCCGUUUCUGUUGCAGAACACGGAGUGCGCGCUGCUGGACGGCGGUUUUACCUGGUCCGUUGCGCAGCUUCGCCAUCUGCUCCUUGUAGCGCGCUAGCUCGCCAUCAAGCUUCUUAAUCUUUACCUCAACGGACGCGAUGCGCGAGUCUGUUGACGCUAUCGCAUCCUGCAAACUGGGCUUCGGUGUUUUGCUCGAUGACGAGCCAAAUAUGCGGUUCAUUGUGCUAGGACUGACGAAGGGGGGUGCGUAGUAACAGCGGUUGUUGGCUUGGUAUACCUCACACUGAGCUGCCUACGCGAGC
Messenger RNA from Coniophora puteana RWD-64-598 SS2, 2515 nucleotides. RefSeq names its product aldehyde dehydrogenase. The transcript is spliced from 19 exons. The coding region runs from base 59 to 1663 and encodes 534 amino acids. The record is from RefSeq and is a predicted model, not a curated record. Gene Ontology annotation, molecular function: aldehyde dehydrogenase (NAD+) activity. Lineage: Eukaryota; Fungi; Basidiomycota; Agaricomycetes; Boletales; Coniophoraceae.